Molecule: messenger RNA, 2014 nt
Organism: Coregonus sp. 'balchen'
Lineage: Eukaryota; Metazoa; Chordata; Actinopteri; Salmoniformes; Salmonidae
Source: the annotation of a GenBank genome assembly
AUGAGUUUCUUCAGUUUUGGCCAAAGUGCAGAAAUUGAUGUAGUUCUGACUGAUGCUGAGACGAGAAAGAAGGCUGAACAUAAGACUGAAGAUGGGAAGAAGGACAAAUAUUUCCUAUUUUAUGACGGGGAGACUGUGGCUGGAAAGGUCAACGUUACACUGAAGAACCCUGGGAAAAGACUGGAACAUCAAGGGAUAAAAAUCGAAUUUGUAGGCCAGAUUGGUGAGUAUUCAUCUUAGUUUAAUGCAGAGACAUCUAUUCCAAAUGAAUCAUAAUAAAUGCAAUGGCCCCUUUUAUGUUGGACUUUUUGAUCAACAACAGUGUCAUAUGGGCCAAUAGGCCUAGAUGCAUUAUUCUAUGAGGGAGUGAUUCUGUUGCGAUGUGUGUUUCUUUGAAUAUCUGAAGUGUAUACCUGUCCUUCCUUCACAGAGCUGUACUACGACAGAGGAAACCAUCAUGAGUUUGUCUCCCUGGUGAAAGAUCUGGCUAGGCCUGGUGAGCUUACUCAGUCACAGACCUUCGACUUUGAGUUCACCCAUGUUGAGAAGCCCUAUGAGACCUACACAGGCCAGAAUGUGAAGCUACGGUAAGGAAACAUUCAGCCUGAACAUUCUCUGCCAAAAUAACUAUUACUUUAUGUCUCACUCUUUAACCCAAGUUCACCUUUGACCUGUUGGUCACAUGCCUAGCACUACUUCCUCAUCAAGAGAAAUGUUUGGGUGCUUCACAUGCUCAAUGUCUUGCAUUACACACACACAAAUCAUAAUUACUGGUUGUGAUAAUGACCAUCUUCUUUUAUAGCCUCAGAAUGCAAUGAGGAUAUGUUGUUGGAUGACAUCUGUUGAGAUUACAGCAGGUUUGCUCAGUGUCUGUUGGUUGUACUUGCAGGUAUUUUCUGCGUGCCACAGUGAGCAGGAGACUGAAUGACAUCAGUAAAGAGAUGGAUAUCGUGGUGCACACACUCAGCACGUACCCAGAGCUCAACUCGUCAAUAAAAAUGGAAGUUGGGAUCGAAGACUGUCUCCACAUUGAGUUUGAGUACAACAAAUCCAAGUAAGGCUGAAAGAGAUUAUUUUUUCAACACCCUCAGUCACCUAAAUGUUUUACUCAAUUUAUAAAAUAACAAAAUGCCACCACUCCUAGUUACAGGAACAUGCAGAAACCAUUGUAGCUUAGAACCUUUCCUUUGACUAUGUAUUGUCUAUGUGGCAUAGCAGCCCUGUGACGAUCUCUCCUGUCUUCUACAGGUACCACCUGAAAGACGUCAUUGUGGGUAAGAUCUACUUCCUGCUGGUGCGGAUUAAGAUCAAGCACAUGGAAAUUGACAUCAUCAAACGGGAGACAACUGGCACCGGUCCUAGUGUAUACCACGAAAAUGACACCAUCGCCAAAUAUGAGAUCAUGGAUGGGGCUCCUGUUCGGGGUAAAGGAUAUAGUGAAGUGGAUUGUAUGCUUUUGAAAAUGGCAAUGCUCAAACUACACAUCAGGUCUGACUGAGUGUUUUUAUUAUGUUUAAGGAGAGUCAAUUCCAAUCCGGUUGUUUCUGGCUGGCUAUGAGAUGACCCCCACAAUGCGAGACAUCAAUAAGAAGUUCUCUGUGCGUUACUACCUUAAUCUGGUGCUGAUUGAUGAGGAGGAAAGACGCUACUUCAAACAGCAGGUAUGGAACAGGGGCUUCUGAUGGGUAACUGUUAGCAGUGAUCCCAGAUAAAUUGUGUGCCCUUAGAGGGAAUUUAUCAGGUGUCAGGUUCAACAUGGUGUAUCCACUGUGCUGCACCUUAUAUAUUGCAUUCCUAUCUAGCAUUAAAUGUGUCCCUAUGGAAAUGCUUUAGUGAUUUAAGACAAUGAGCUCAAGACCACUUCCUUCUUCUCCAGGAAAUCACACUGUGGAGGAAAGGGGAUGUGGUGAGAAAGAGCAUGUCGACCCAGGCCACCAUCGGAGCCCAGCGGUUCGAGGGCUCAGCCAGUUCGGAGAGUGCUCUGGAGAAGGCGGCGAGGGAGGACAGCGGCUAA